Molecule: messenger RNA, 3328 nt
Organism: Pseudoliparis swirei
Lineage: Eukaryota; Metazoa; Chordata; Actinopteri; Perciformes; Liparidae
Gene: ogdhb
Product: oxoglutarate dehydrogenase b
Biological process (GO): tricarboxylic acid cycle
Cellular component (GO): mitochondrion; oxoglutarate dehydrogenase complex
Molecular function (GO): oxoglutarate dehydrogenase (succinyl-transferring) activity; thiamine pyrophosphate binding
Source: RefSeq, a predicted model, not a curated record
AUGAUGGUGGAGGUCUUGAGGCAGGCUGCUCUUCCGGUACGUCACCAAGAUGGCGGCCGCUUAGUGCGAGUAGUGUCCAUCGUUUCACAUGUUCUGCCCGUUUGCAGUGCACCAUCCGGGUACUUUCAGUGCACUGAAUUCUGCUGGUUUUUUCAGUGGCACACUUGGAACACUGAAAGUCAGUGCUCAAGUGCUCAAGUGCUCAAGUGCGCGGUAGUAGACACAGCCCUGGACCAGGUGUUCCGGCUGCCCACCACCACCUUCAUCGGGGGCGGCGAGUGCUCGCUGCCCCUCAGGGAGAUCGUCCGGCGCCUGGAGAUGGCGUACUGCCGGCACAUCGGGGUGGAGUUCAUGUUCAUCAACGACGUGGAGCAGUGCCAGUGGAUCAGGCAGAAGUUCGAGUCGCCGGGAGCCAUGCAGUUCAGCCCGGAGGAGAAGAGGACUCUCCUGGCCCGGAUGAUCCGGUCCACCAGGUCAGGGGGAAGGCUGGGGGGGGGGGAGGUCCUGAGACAAUGUCACGCAGCAGCACCGCCUCCCGUCCACAGGUUCGAGGAGUUCCUGGAGAGGAAGUGGUCCUCGGAGAAGAGGUUCGGUCUGGAGGGCUGCGAGGCGCUCAUCCCGGCCCUGAAGACCAUCAUCGACGAGGCCAGCCUGAGCGGAGUGGAGAGCGUCGUCAUGGGAAUGUCUCACAGGGGGAGGCUCAACGUUCUGGCCAACGUCAUCCGGAAGGAGCUCGACAUCUUCUGCCAGUUCGACUCCAAGCUGGGAGCCGCUGACGAGCUAACCAGCCGUAGCUUCAUAUUCCAUAACCAUAUUCAUUAUAAUUCUCUUUGUGUUUCAUUGGCUCCGCCCUCUCCGUGGAUAUAUUUCAUUGGCUCCGCCCUCUCUCUUUGUGUUUCAUUGGCUCCGCCCUCUCUCUUUGUGUUUCAUUGGCUCCGCCCUCUCUCUUUGUAUUUCAUUAGCUCCGCCCUCUCUCUUUGUGUUUCAUUGGCUCCGCCCUCUCUCUUUGUGUUUCAUUGGCUCCUCCCCCUCCCUCUCCCUGUGUGUGCAGGUUUCGAGCUGGGCUUCGCCAUGGCCAGUCCCAAGGCCCUGGUCUUGUGGGAGGCCCAGUUCGGGGACUUCCACAACACGGCCCAGUGCAUCAUCGACCAGUUCAUCAGCUCGGGUCAGGCCAAGUGGGUCCGGCAGAACGGCAUCGUGCUGCUGCUCCCCCACGGCCUGGAGGGCAUGGGUCCGGAGCACUCGUCGGCUCGCCCCGAAAGGUUUCUGCAGAUGUGCAACGACGACCCGGAUGUUUUCCCUGCUCUGACGGAGGACUUCGCCGUGCGCCAGCUGUUCGACUGCAACUGGAUCGUCGUCAACUGCUCCACGCCGGCCAACUUCUUCCACGUGCUGCGCCGGCAGAUCCUGCAGCCGUUCAGGAAGCCUCUGAUCGUGUUCACUCCCAAGUGGCUGCUGCACCACCCUUAGGCCAAGUCCAGCUUCGACGACAUGCUUCCAGUUACGGAGACGUCAAGCUCCUCCCCCCCUCAGCUGUCUCCGUUCCCGUUCGAUCUGGUGAAGGCGGAGACGGAUCGGUACCCGACCGCCGACCUGGUCUGGUGCCAGGAGGAGCACAAGAACCAGGGUUACUAUGACUACGUCAAGCCCCGCCUCCGCACCGCCAUCCAGCGCACGCGCCCCGUCAGGUAUGCGGGUCGUGACCCCGCGUCGGCUCCGGCUACCGGGAACAAACCGACUCACCUCGCCGAGCUGCGGCGCCUCCUGGACACGGCGUUCCACCUGGAGGCGGGAAAAGUGGAGGAGAAGAAAAGUGGAGUAGGAAAGUGGAGUGGAAGAAAAGUGGAGAAGAGGAAAAGUGGAGUAGAAGAAAAGUGGAGUAGGAAAGUGGAGUAGAGGAAAAGUGGAGUAGAGGAAAAGUGGAGUAGGAAAGUGGAGUAGAAGAAAAGUGGAGAAGAGGAAAAGUGGAGUAGGAAAGUGGAGUAGAGGAAAAGUGGAGUAGGAAAGUGGAGUAGAGGAAAAGUGGAGUAGAGGAAAAGUGGAGUAGAAGGAAAGUGGAGUAGGAAAGUGGAGUAGAGGAAAAGUGGAGUAGGAAAGUUGAGUAGAGGAAAAGUGGAGUAGAGGAAAAGUGGAGUGGAAGAAAAGUGGAGUAGAAGGAAAGUGGAGUAGGAAAGGAGUAGAGGAAAAGUGGAGUAGAGGAAAAGUGGAGUAGAAGGAGUACCGGCAUUGAAUGUACGAAUUUAUUCGCAAUUUUAAUGACUUUUAUCUUAAUUUUGUAUCUUUAUUUAAUAGUAAUGUCAUAAUAAGAAUAAGAAUAAUGAUAAUAAUCAUCUAACCAAUUGAUGUUGCGCAAUCACCGUCUGAACACACGUUUGAAUCGAUGACGUCACAACGAUGUAUUUAUUUUCAUAAAUGUUUUGGAUAAAUAAAGGUGACCCUUUGACCUCGUUACCAUGGCAACAAGGAGGCGCUCGUAGGUUUAUGUUCAUAAUAAAAGUGAAGAUGAAAUGUUCGUCUCCCUGGAUCCUCUAAUGUUGCUCUAUAGAAGACUUGAAACUAGACUCAAGUUUACGGUCGCCCCCUGGUGGUCAGGAGAGAGAAUGCAGCUUUAACACAUGAAGCAUAGGCUUCUAUACAACCAGAGGAGUCGCCCCCUGGUGGUCAGGAGAGAGAAUGCAGCUUUAACACAUGAAGCAUCAUCGGCUGCCAGCUGGAGCACCUGGAACAGGUGGUGGAGAGGAGGUCGUUGAAGAAACUGGUGUCCAUAUUGGACAACCCGGACCACCCUCUCCACCACCUCCUACAGGGACAGAGGAGUACUUUCUCCAGACGUCUCCUCACGCUCCGCUGCCACAAGGAGAGAUACAGGAGAACAUUCCUGCCGACGGCUAUGAGGCUCUACAACAGUUCACCUCUUGCCAGAUCACCCUAACCCUUCUUAUAUUUUGUGUUUUGUUUUUUUAUUCUUGUGUGUUACUGCUACUGACUCGACAAAUUUCCCCUUGGGGAUUAAUAAAGUAUAUAUCUAUCUAUCUAUCUAUAGGCUUCUAUACAAUCAGAGGAGUCGCCCCCUGGUGGUCAGGAGAGAGAAUGCAGCUUUAACACAUGAUGCAUAGACUUUAUUUUAAAAUAAUUUAAAAUGUUAUGUUCACAAAUAAUAACCUUUAACUUGCCGCCAUCCAAAGGUUCUGGUAGUGUGUAGUGAUAGUUCUCUAAUAUACUAACAAUUCUCUAAUGUACUCUACUUCUCUCUACUUCUAAUCAUUAUCUUUGUUUUCUGUCACAUUUCCCGUCAACUAUUAAAUUAAAGGUGCAAAUAGAAAAAUUA